AUGUUUAGAAUUGAGAUAUGCUCCUUUAUCUUCAAUUAUCUUGAAUUGAAAGAUGCCCUACGUCUUGCUCUUGCUCACCGGCGACUGACUGAAAUCUUUCUCACGUUAACCGCCCACGUUAACGCCGAUUUGUCCUUCUCUGACCGACAGGCGAUCAGACGACAAAUAUUUCAGAAUGAGGAAAAUAAGGCCAUCCCAUCGCACUUCACUCACAUUUCAGUGACUCCCACUGUGGGUGGAUUAUCGCAUAUGUUCCACAAGCCACGAAGGGUUGCUCAAUUUAUUCAUAGACGGAGCGCAAAGGAGAUGAAGCUUUAUCAUCCGUACUUCUAUAGGUAUUUACUCCCUCCUAUGACAUUGCGAAGUUUCUCAUUUAGUCAUCUGCCACUGGCAUUACACCCACGUUCAGUCAUCACCCCGCCUGUUAUGGAACCCCAGAAUAUACCCAUGCCGCACGAUUUAUCACUCCUUGACAUGUUGAGCAUACUUUGUGUUCAACAUGAAACAUUGAAGAAAUUCGUUUUCUCCGCGUACGAUUCCUGUCCUAUUCCAUGGAACACAACGCCGAGCCGGGUUUGCCCCAGGGAUGUGAUCGAUGAGUGUAUACAUGCAAGGAGCGAGAUGAUUCGGGAGUGUUUUGGUCAUUUGCACGUUGAGGAAGAUCGGAAACAAACGGAUGAGGUUUCGCAUUUGGACCCGUUAAAUAGUGAGGUUGACCCAGAGCUUUCCCGCAGAUAUCAGAUCAGGGUAUGGUGUCCGGAAUGCCGAUGUUCAAGAAUGAAUCAUGACUCAUGUUGGAUGAAGGGGGGGCGCCAGAUAAAGGAUAUGCUUUUGACAUCACUGGAUUCUGAAGAAGAUCGUGAGGACUUCUUGAGGGGCUGGGAGGGUGCCAAGGGCCUGAAUUAUCCCAACCUGGAGCACCUCGAAUUCUCUGGAUGGGGGUUGUCUAACUUCCUGGCGUUGGUACGCAUUCUGGGGAUAGCCAGAUUCCCCAAAUUAAAGACUCUCAUUCUCAACGGCACAUUGAUUAUGUCGCCUUCUUUAACUGAUCCGAAGAACGCUUUGCCGCGACCUAAGCUCAAGAACGAGGGCCAAAAGGUUCCGAGCGAACCUGAAAAGCUUAUGCGGUUCAUGCAGACCAUGAGCUUUCAGUAUUCUCCUUUUGCGCGCCAUCACUCGAAGAAAGGGAAUAGUGACUACUGGAUGUCGGUGUUCAAUGGAGGUUUGUGGACUCCCGACACGUUUCCGCAGUUGCGCCGCGCCGUGAUUCGCGUAGGCAACUUUGAUGAUGCGGCCCGAUGGAUUACUCCUUUGUUCGAAAAUUGUCUGGCAUUCGCGCCUAACUUGGAAGAAAUUGAAUUUGACCAUAGUAUCGUCCAGUUUAGUAUUUUGGAGGACCCGAUCAUGAAAUUUUUCUCCAUGGUUCCGGGCGUCAUUCGCCGAAUAUCGCCGGAUGAGGGAGGCACUGUCGUCUAUCACCACAACCGUCAGAUGGGUGCGGUCUUAUUCCCGAAAUUACAGGUUGUCAAAAUUCGAUUUGUGGAUUCCCCAAUGACUCUUGUGGCAGUGGAGAAUGCCAUUUCCAAUAUACUGCAGCGGCCCAUUAGGGUGAAAACGCGGAAGGCAUUUGUACAUCUGUUCUCCGACGAUGCCCAAACUGCAGCUGACAUUAUACGGGAAUGGCCUUCGAUGCAGAAGGAACGCCUGCGAACGAUUCUGAACCAGUCGGACGAUUUGGGUAUUCGACAGCAGAUCAUAAAUGUGCUGGAAGAGGCUGAACGGGUGGAGCAGCACAACUCUAUGUUGGGCGGAAUUGAAUUUGCGAAGUCGUGCGAUUGGACGGGAGACGAUGAGGGCGACGACGCUUGUGACCGCCCGCAGUACCUGGCCUCACCGCUCUCACCUUUUUCGGAGGACACGGAAUUCCGCGAAAACGGCUUGCUCAUCCUCUCGUUCGACGGCGCCCGGCAGCAGGCUGUGCUUCCUCCGCUGAACGGAGACUUGCUGAAUUUUGGUACGCACGCCAGCAAGCUGCUUCUUAAACACUAUCGACCCUCUGACACGCUCCAGGAGAAGCUGCUGGCCAGCAUUACCUUCCAGGACUCGUCGAAUGAGGUCCAGAAUCUAUCCACAAUUUGCACGGUCGACGACAGCGGCACCCUUGGGCCGGAGGAGGAAGUGGAACGCGAACCCAACGGGAAGGACCUGGACGCGGGCCCUCGCAAGGAGCGACUGGUUGUGCGAGACUCCUGUCUGCGGCGGCUGGACAUCCAGUUGGAGUUCGCCAUCGUGUGGCAAGUGUCAGAGUCAGAAGCCAAAUUGGCUGUGGAGGAGGAGGUGGCCCGCCUGCGGAAGCACCUGCUGGGACACCCUUGGCUGCGGUCGAUUCGCCACGUGCGAGUGGGCUCAUGCACGCGGCUGACCUACGAGGGGAACAACUGGGAUUGGUGGGAGCGGUUGAUUUGCGGCGUGUACCGGCCGCGACAGCGGCGAGUGGGCGCUGAGGGGUGGGCACGGGAGAGCAAGGCGGUCAUUCCGGAGCAGGCGCUGGCCAAGUACCAGUGCCAUCACAUGACGGAACACUGA
Molecule: messenger RNA, 2586 nt
Organism: Gregarina niphandrodes
Lineage: Eukaryota; Apicomplexa; Conoidasida; Eugregarinorida; Gregarinidae
Exons: 1
Coding region: 1-2586 (861 amino acids)
Source: RefSeq, a predicted model, not a curated record